CAGAAAUAACCUGAAAAUGAGGAAAAGGGGAGUAGAGGUUUUUUUCCCCCUAAGAAAAGAGACUUUUUAAAAUGAAAAUUUUCUUAGCUAUGAAAAGUCUUUAAUCUUCACUUAUCCAAAUGCUAACAUACAUAAAAAAUAACUAAUUCAGAUGAGAAGCUAUUGAUAGUAUCUACAAUAGGACAAAUGUCUGAAUGAAACAUAAAAACAAAACUAUAAAAAUACUAUUGUUAUAAUGGCAGUAUCUGGAUAUGUAUUUUCUUCCUCGAUCAGUUUGCAAGGGUUUGACAAUGAGGGGGCAGACCCUCAGUUUAUAUGAUCCUUCAGGUAUUGAAAGAAAAAGAACGAUGAAGGAAAAAAAUGCAAGUUCUGGUUACUUUGUUCUACUAGGUUUUUCUAACUGGCCUCAUCUUGAGUUAGUUCUCUUUGUGGUUAUCUUGAUGUUCUACAUGAUGACACUGAUAGGUAACCUGUUCAUCAUUUUCUUGUCAUAUCUGGAUUCCCAUCUCCACACUCCUAUGUACUUCUUCCUCUCAAACCUCUCUUUUCUAGAUCUUUGCUACACCACGAGUUCCAUCCCCCAGUUGCUGAUCAACCUCUGGGGGCCAGAGAAAACCAUCUCUUAUGCUGGUUGCAUGAUUCAACUUUAUUUUGUCCUUGCACUGGGAACUGCUGAAUGUGUGCUGUUGGUGGUGAUGUCCUAUGACCGUUAUGUAGCUGUGUGUAGACCCUUGCAUUACAAUGUCCUCAUGCACCCUCAUUUCUGCCAUCUGUUGGCUGUGGCUUCUUGGGUAAGUGGCUUUACCACCUCAGCACUUCAUUCCUCAUUUACCUUCUGGGUACCCCUGUGUGGACAUCGCCAAGUGGACCAUUUCUUUUGUGAAGUUCCAGCAUUGCUUCGACUGUCAUGUGUUGAUACUCGUACUAAUGAGCUGACCCUUAUGGUCAUGAGCUCCAUUUUUGUGAUCAUACCACUUAUUCUCAUUCUCAGCUCCUAUGGUGCCAUUGCUCAGACUGCGCUGAGGAUGCAGUCAACAACUGGACUUCAGAAAGUCUUUGGGACAUGUGGAGCCCAUCUUAUGGUUGUAUCCCUCUUUUUCAUUCCAAUCAUGUGCAUAUAUCUACAGCCACCAUCAGGAAAUUCUCAAGAUCAAGGCAAGUUCAUUGCCCUCUUUUAUACUGUUGUCACACCUAGCCUCAACCCUCUAAUCUACACUCUCAGAAACAAAGAUGUAAAAGGGGCAGUUAAAAGAUUAAUGGGCUGGGGUAGGGAGAUGUGAGAGAUCACCUGUCCAGCAACUUUUUUCAGAGAGUCUUAUCUCUCUCGGAGGUUUCCUCUGCUCCCUUGAGACGUGACGGUAUUUUUGGUCUACAACCCACCAAGCAUAGAAGAAAAGUUCUGCCCCCAAAUUUGUUGUUCUUUUUAUUUGUUCAUUCUGAAAUAUUUUCUAAAGAUAACCUUUUUGAUUUGUACAACUUUAAUCUUUAAUUAUUCUAUGUUUAGUGUUUCCAGAAAUUAGGGGCCUGGUUUUAAAAUUAAUAUACUAAUUUAUGGAG
This is a messenger RNA of Cervus elaphus (red deer), 1557 nucleotides long. Its product is annotated as olfactory receptor 2J3-like. NCBI's taxonomy places the organism in Eukaryota, Metazoa, Chordata, Mammalia, Artiodactyla, Cervidae. The record is from RefSeq and is a predicted model, not a curated record. Gene Ontology annotation, molecular function: olfactory receptor activity; G protein-coupled receptor activity. Gene Ontology annotation, cellular component: membrane. Bases 252 to 1280 code for a protein of 342 amino acids. The transcript has a single exon. Gene Ontology annotation, biological process: G protein-coupled receptor signaling pathway.